Molecule: messenger RNA, 3219 nt
Organism: Cinara cedri
Lineage: Eukaryota; Metazoa; Arthropoda; Insecta; Hemiptera; Aphididae
Source: the annotation of a GenBank genome assembly
AGGUAAUAGAGGAGAAUGAUAAUAAUCGCGGUGUUCGAAAACAAAAUUAUUGCUUUCAAACUAAAUAAAUAAUGUAAUAUAUUAAUAAGAUAUGCAAAACAUGAAAAAGGCGUAGUUGACUUUUAAAUGUUAAUUGUUCAUUGUUAACUGUUAAUAUUUCUAAUUUCUAAAUUAUAAUUAUAUUUUUACCCUAUUAGUAUUAUAAAUAACGUUUUAAUUAAUUAUCUUUUUUAUUCAUAAAACCCAAUUUAUUUUCAUUCUCAUAAUUUAAAAUAUUUAACAUUAUGGAGAUAGAUGAUAAUUUUCCUGCAGCUAUCCGAAUUGUUACUGAAAUACAAAAUAUAGUUAGUAAAGACCCUAAACUGUAAGUAAAAGAAAAAAAAACAGUAAAUAUUAUGGCUUAUAUUAUUGUAGUUUUAUUAUAACAGAUAUGCAAUUACAUUAUUUAUUAUAGAAAAGAAUUUGACCUAGUCAUCCAACCUGAAAGUCAGAAUAAGUCUCCAGUGAUAUACAUUGACCACUGUUUAGGCCUUGAGUCAUGGUGUGUACGUCAUGUUUACAGAUAUGUGUACCAAAGACUGAUUACUAUAAGAAAACGAUUAAAAAGACCAGGUGGUACUAUUAUAAAUUUAUGUUGAAUAGAUAAGUAUUUAUUACCUAAAGUUUAAUUUUUAAUUAUAUUCUUUUUAUAAAUAAUAUUUUGUUUAGUGUCUAACGAAACAAUAACUUUACUCACAUCUGCCCUUUUAUUAAAUCCCGAAGUUACAACUUUUUGGAAUAUGAGACGUGAGUUAGUAAUUGAUGAAUAUUUAAAACCUAAUGAAGAAUUACGUUUUUGUGCCGUUGUUUUAAAAUUUAAACCAAAAUCUGCUGAAAUUUUCAACUAUAGAAGAUGGAUAUUAUUUCAUGUUUUAAAAGGUAAUUCAUUUCAAGUAUAAAGUAUGGAUAUAUUUAUUUUAGUUAUUAGAAAAUAGUUUAUUAAUUUAACAUAAUAAUUGUAAUCAUUUAAGUACUUAGUACUAUUUAUUAAAAUACCUAUAGAAUUAUAUUUUUAAUUAUUAGCUUAUAAGUACUUAAUUAUUAUUAAUAAUAAUAAUCUUUUAUUUCAAAAAAAUUAAAUACAAUUUACUUAAAAUAAAAAUUACAGUUAUUAAUUGACUACAAAAAAUGUAUACAUAAGUAAUCAUUAAUUGUCAAAAUAUUUGUAUUCAAAGAACUAUAAAUGAUAAAAAACCAAAAUGAUUUAGAGUAUUAGUGGUAUACUUCAAAAUAUAUCUAGUUUUAGAAAUAUUCAAUAUGUAUGUAUAUAAAAUAAAGGUUAUGGUUUAUUUCUAGCUUUUGGAAGAUUAAUUUUAAAAUUUUAAAUUUUAAAAUUAUAACGUUCAAUUAAUUCUGGACAAUUAACAAUAUUAUUAAAUAAUUUAUGUAAACAAAUGUACUGUUAUUUAUUAUGUGAUAUAAAUUUAAAUUUAUUUUUCCGUAAUAAAACAAUAUUAUUAUAAUAAUUUGUAUCUUUUAUCCAAAGGCAUAAUUAAAAAAAAAAAAAAACGUAAGCAAAAUCAAAAUAAUUCUUUAUACAUUACAUAGGAAUAUAAGUCAUAAAAAAUUAUUUUAAAUUUUCAAGAGACAUAUUGAUUGAUUUAAUGAGUUUUUUUUUUCAUAGAAGACUUGAAGACUUGUAUAGUCUAGUUUGAAGGGUAGUAAAGAAAAAUAUAUAUAUUUUUUUUUAAAUUUAAUAUUUUAAUACUUUACAAUUUAUCGACAUAAUCUUAUGUAAUAAAAUGUUUUUAAUUAUAAAAUAAUAACCAAAAUUAAAGAAAUAAUACUUCUAUGUUUUGGUAUUCAUUUUUGUUAGUAAUAAACAAUCACUUUGAAUGAUUUAAAGUAGUUAAUUUAAUCAUCAUUGUAUUAAAUAUGGUCUAUAAAUGUUAUAAAAUGAUAUUAAUGAACCUAUACACAAAAAAAAAUUUUGUUUUAUAAUAAUUACACAAAGUGCACAAUAGGUGUAGGUAUUGUCCAUUUCAUGAAAUGAAUGACCAUGUAUUGUAUUUUCGUCAAAAUUCACGAUCUGGACGAAUUUCACUAUGUGGAUAUCCAGUUCAUGAAAAUAGCGAUUUCACUAAGUGGAUGCAACAUAUAUAUAGAAAUACCUAUGUAUAAACAAAUUGGUACUUAUAUCUACAUGUAUUGUAAAAUUAUCAAAUUUUUGUUUACAGAUUUUAGCUCGAAUGAUGUUGUGCAGAAUGAAUUAACAGUAGGAUUAACAGCAGCUAAUGAUUACCCUAGUAAUUACAAUGCGUGGAAUCAUUGUUUUUGUGUUAUUCAAAGAUCUCUUGAUCAUGGAAAUUUUGCCUUGAUCGCUCAACAGUGGGAAAUCACCAAAGUUUGGUGUUGUGAACAUGUAUCUGACCAUAGUUGUAUGCAAUACAGACAGCGAUUACUUAAAUAUUUAGUUACUGACAAAAGGUGUAUACAACAUCUUAAAAGUUGUGCAUCAAAGUUACUUUUGCGUUUUUUUAAUUCCGAUGAGAGACAUAAAUUGAUGAGGCCAUCAGAAGAUUAUAUUGGUGAAACUAUUGGAGUUAUAUUAGAUGAAUUAUAUUUUAAUGAAGAUCUGAUUGCGAUGUAUCAAAAUCACGAAUCUCUAUGGAAUCAUCGAAGGUUCUUAUGUUACUUAUUAGUAAAUAUUUAUAGUACAGAUUGUAUCAAAGAAGUGUUAAUGAAUAAUGAAAAGAGGGUUUGUACCAAUUUUUUAAAAGGUAAUGAAAUGUUCGUUAAAAAAUAUGUUUUGUGGCUUCAAACCAAAUUGUGCAUUUCUAUACAAUUACUUUAACUAUAUUGAAUUAAUUUUUUUAAGUUUUACCACAAUUCUGUUUAUCAAACAACAGUUAAUGCAUUUAUUACCUAGUUAUUUACCAUCUAUCAUUUAUUAACUAAUAAUUAAUUCAACCACAUAAGAAGUUAAGAAUAUGAAAAUUAAAAUUGCCUUUAGUUAAAGUAUUUAUUUCUAUUCAUAUGAUUCAAGAAAAUUUGACAAAAACAUUGUCUGUUAUAAUUUCUUAAUCAUAUUUUUAAACUAUAGUCACUUUCAUUUUUGUGCUAAUAAUUAAAUUUUGAUGUUUCAUAUUAACAAGUAAGUAAUUAUUUUUAUUGCUUGUUUAUCUCACACAUCAAUAAGUGCAAAUUAAUAUUACUACAAAUCAAAAAAAAAAACACCAU